Molecule: messenger RNA, 1467 nt
Organism: Mytilus trossulus (common blue mussel)
Lineage: Eukaryota; Metazoa; Mollusca; Bivalvia; Mytilida; Mytilidae
Exons: 8
Coding region: 27-1208 (393 amino acids)
Source: RefSeq, a predicted model, not a curated record
UAAGAGUUAGAACGUUUACCUGACCUAUGUAUUUGUUUGUUUUUGUACCUCAUUUGUUUACACAACAUAUAUAUUCAUCAGGAAAGGUUAUGUCGGUGUCAGAUUUAUGUGAUACGAUUGACAACAGCGAAGAAGACGAUGGAUUUGAAGAAACAGCUGUUUUAAGACGACCAUUGGGAUCCAACAAAGGACGAGUGAUAUCAUCAAGAGAUAGUAUUGUGUACAAGUAUGAGACUCUCUGUCACUGUGAAGAGGAAUGCCGUUGUCAUGUUCAGCAGAAUUUACGGGAGAGUACCGCUAUGGAAGUUAUGGACACCACUACCAGAAGAUCCGUUAUUGAUUUUAUGGUAAAAGAAGAUGUCGUAAAAGGUGGAAUGAAUCUUCGUUCGAACGAUUACGGACAUUAUAUAGAAAUCACAGAUACCCGUAAUAAAUACCCGUCCAACAUGGCAUUGCGCAAUACAGACAACAUUCUCGGUAUUAACAAUCAAGCAGUUGAUCAGUAUCAUCACAAUAUUGUCUUGGAAAUGUUCCGAAAUAUCAUUCAGGCUUCAACGGAAGAACCACUUAGUUUGAUAGUGGAAAGACAAGAAGAAAAUGGAAAUAAAGACAUAAUAGAAAUUGAAGUAAAAGUUGAAGUCGAAUUUCAAUACGAACCUAUAGUAAAAGUUGAGGCAAAUGUGUGUCAUUCCGCAUCAUACGACCUCAACAUAAAAUGUGUUCGGUAUCUUGAAUGCGUUGACUGUCGUAUACACAAUGGCGGGAAAACUAAUUACUACGUAACGACAGAUAAAAUUGAUAACAUACAUAUGAGACCUCUAAAACAUUCGGAUGAAAAGAAAAAUAUUUUUAAAUGUUACAAGUUUCACGGCCUUUGUGUACAGCGUGGCAGACGACCGAUUCCAAUGUUCAUCGGUGUUUUCAAGUCCUACGAAGACAACGAAUUUGUAAUGGCUUCAAGCAAGACAACUCUUUCCCUUAUUAAUAUUCCCACCAAACUUAACACAAAUAUCAGACAAAUUACGAGGGCAGAUCCUAGAUUCUUCAUUGUAUCUAGAACAGGCAGUGGUCACUCAUAUUUUGAGUCCCUCCAACACAGAGGCAGUUAUUGGAAAUUUAAUGAAAACUCUUUAGGACUUGCACGACGAUCAAAUAUGGAAGCAAUGUCAAGUUAUGACUCGCACUUCCGAUUUGUCCCCGUUGACUAAAUAGUGUAAAAAGACUUCUACAAAUGUUACUGUCCGUAGUAUAAAAACAAUCAUUUCUUUAAGAUUAUUUAUACAACACACUUCACCCAAAGCUUCAUUUCUAAUUUCCAAAAGAGCAGGACUACGAUAUAUGUCGAAUAGUCAAUGUGUAAUGCAAGUACAAACUAAAUCCAACAUUUCAAUGUUUAUGUUUAGGUUUAACUGUUUGCCAAUUAAUGUAAAGCAACAAACAAUCAAUUUAUAAAUGUAAAUUUCUCAU